Molecule: messenger RNA, 1113 nt
Organism: Endocarpon pusillum Z07020
Lineage: Eukaryota; Fungi; Ascomycota; Eurotiomycetes; Verrucariales; Verrucariaceae
Exons: 1
Coding region: 1-1113 (370 amino acids)
Source: RefSeq, a predicted model, not a curated record
AUGUUUUUCUUUUCUUUCCUCUAUUCCCAAUUCUUCGUCACCCCCGCGCUUCCCGACCAUGACUUCUCAAACCAAACCAUCAUCAUCACCGGCUCCAACUCGGGCCUGGGCUUCGAAGCGGCCAAGCAAUUCCUCGCUCUCCACUGCUUCAAACUCAUCAUCGCCGUCCGCAGCACCUCCAAAGGCGAAGCAGCCAAGCAAUCCCUCCUCGAGACCAAUCCCCAUAUCUCCGCCUCCCAAAUCGAAGUCUGGCCCCUCAACCUCUCUUCCUUCAAAUCCGUCCGCGCCUUCGCUGACCGCGCAUCAUCCGAACUCGAACGCGUAGACGCCCUCGUGGAAAACGCGGGGCUGGAUGGAGGGAGGUUUGUGCUCAGUGAGGAUGGGUGGGAGAGUACGUUACAGAUCAAUGUCAUUUCGACGUGCCUGCUUGCGGUACUGAUGUUGCCGAAGCUGAGGCAGACGGCGGAGAGAUUCAAGGGCACUCCGCAUCUGGUACUGGUGACGAGUGACACGCAUUAUUGGGCCAGAUUUGAGGAGAGGAAUGCAGAGGGAGGAAUAUUGAGGGCAUUGAAUGAUGAGGAGAAAUUCAACAGCUCGGAUCGGUACGCACCUCACUUCCUCCUUGCGGAGGGAAAAUUCAGGUUUCCUGCUCUUCAAAGCCAACUAAAGCUCACAUUCCAUCCCCCUCUCAGAUACGCAACGACCAAGCUCCUCCAGAUCCUCUUCAUCCGCGAAUUCGCUCGUCGUCUCAAAUCCUCCCCGUCCGCUUCAUACCGUCCAAUCCUCACCCUCCCCACCCCAGGCCUCUGCCACACCCCCUUCUUCGGCCAGAUGAAACCCCCGGAGAACGCGGUCUCUCACCCUCUCGGCACAGUGACCCACUAUGCCAUGAAGGGCAUGCUCAUCGCCCUGUCGCGGAGGGCCGAUGUAGGCGCGAGGACGAUAGUCACGGCCGCUUGCGCGGGGAAGGAGGCGGAUGGGGCAUUCAUGAUGGAUGGACAGGUGAGAGAGGUGGUGGGUUGGGUGCUGACGGAGGAGGGGAGGAGGGUGCAGGAGAAGGUUUUCAGGGAGAUCUUGGCGGCUGCCGGGGUCAAGGAGGGGGAUCUGGUGUAG